Lactuca saligna is the source of this 1639-nucleotide messenger RNA. Lineage: Eukaryota; Viridiplantae; Streptophyta; Magnoliopsida; Asterales; Asteraceae. The record is from the annotation of a GenBank genome assembly.
UUCAUCACUUCAUGGUUGAAAGAUGCAUCCACACAUACUGCAAAAGUACUCACUAUUUUGGGUAUGGGUGGGAUCGGCAAGACGUCUUUAGCGAAAACUGCCUAUGUGUUACAUUCUCAUGAAUUUGACACAAGUAGCUUCAUUGAAGAUAUUAGUAGGAGAUGUGACGAAAGAUAUAAUGGGAUUAUUGAUGUACAAAAACAACUCUACGAUGUCAAAACCAAAUUCAAUUCAAGUUCAUGACGUUUCAAUAUACACCUCAAUGAUUGAGAAUGCAGCAGCCCGUAAAAAAAUAUUUAUGGUUCUUGAUGAUAUUGGUAGUCUCGACCAAUUAGAUGCGUUACUUGGAAGAAAAGGUUUUCAUCCGGGAAGCAAAAUAAUAAUAACAACAAAGGACACAUGGUUGACACAAAAUUGUUCACUAUUCAAAACGAACAUUAAACCUAAGUUUACAAUGCACAAGCUUGAAGGCUUAUCUACUACUGAAUCACAAAAAAUUCUGUGUUUUCAUGCAUUCAUGAGCAACAAUCCUAAGGAACGUUAUGAAGAAGUGUCUGAAAAGCUUGUGAGUUAUUGUGAAGAGCAUCCAAUGGCUCUUAAGGUGUUGGGCAGGUCUCUAUAUAAUCGAGAUGUAAAUUAUUGGGUGGGGUACAUAGACAGGUUGAAGAAAGAAAAUGAUUCCCCUAUAAAUAAUGUGUUGAAAAUGAGCUUUGACUCUUUGCCAUCAGAAAAUGAUAACGAGUUGUUUAAACAUAUUGCUUGUAUUUUUGUUAGAAUGGAUAGAAAUGUUUCUAUAACAAUAUUAGAGGCAUGCAAUAUUGAAACAAAAACCAGGAUCACGAAUCUCAUUGACAGAUGCCUUCUUAGGAUUGGACAAAAUAACGAGUUGAUGAUGCAUCAGCUUGUUCAAGAGAUGGGAAGAUUUGUAGUACGUAAAGAAUCACUUUACAAACCAUGGCAACGAAGUCGAUUAUGGGGUCAUGAGUCAUUUAGAGUGUUGAAACAAAAAAAUGGUACGGAAAAUGUUCUUGGUCUCACUAUUGACAUGAGAAUGCUUAAGAAAGAGAAGUUGCAUGGAUCAGUCGAGUUGAAAACAAAUGUAUUUGGUAACAUGUAUAGGCUAAUGCUGCUACAACUCAACUAUGUACAAAUGACCGGCUCUUACAAGAAUUUUCCUGAGGAAUUAAGAUGGUUGUGUAUGCAUGGGUUCCCUUUGAAAUCUAUACCUUCAGAAUUACCGAUGGAGAAUUUGGUUUCUCUUGACAUGCCGUAUAGCAAGAUUGAAUCAUUUGGGAUUCAUUAUAGCUAUCCACAACGACUUCAUAAGAGGCUAAAGCAAUUGAUUGGAUCAUGCUCAGAAGACAAAAGGUUGCUUGGAUCGUUGAAAAUUCUUAAUUUGAGUUUCUGUGAACAGCUUCAUAGUCUUAGUGGCUUUGACCACCUCCCUUCACUUGAGAGGUUAAUACUUAAAGGUUGCAUUGGUUUGCUUGAGAUUUGUGUAUCAGAUGAGCAAUGUCUUGAACUUAUCCUUGUUGAUCUGAGCUAUUGCAACAAGCUUGAAAAACUUCCAAGAAUCAUAGGCAUGUUAAAGAGAGUUAAAAGACUAUUUCUAAAUGGUUGUUAUCUCAGUGAAUCAUAA